GAACACACAUACGUACGGACGAAGUCAGAGUCCUCCGUCACUGUAUAAGGCGGGAUAUGAUUAAAAUACAAUGUACGAAAUUGAUGAUGGCAUUUGCCACAGCAUGUAAAGAACCCGAGAAAAUGUUGCGCUUGCGCUAAUUCCAUUCACAUCGACGUCAUAAACAAACAUCUCCGCUGACAACGUUAUUGUCGAAGUAUCGGCAAUAGAUUGCACAAGGAUAAGUUUUUAGAGUUUUAAAUAUUAAUCCCGUGCAGCUUUUCAGAAGAUAGUGGAAAACAAAAGAGAAUUAUGGAUAAGUAUGAAGUCCCAAGAAGAAAAGGUACACCAGACAGCAGCUGUCUUGUGUGAAGCGAUCGUCAGUGUUGCAUCAUUCGAUUUCACUCUUGAACAAUGGGAAGUAGUGGAAGUUGACAUAAGAGCUGCUGAAGGCAGGGAAUCUGAAUUGUUAAAGGAAUUAGACAAAUUAAAAGAUCAGAACACAACUGCAGAAGAAAAUACAAAAACAGAAGACAAUGAAUUGACAGUUCCAGACGACACUCAAUGUGUAGAUGAUAUAUUGAAAGACUUAGGGGAAGCACUAGACGAAGUAGAACAGCAGAACACAUUAAUGAUAGCAGCAGAACCAACAGAGAAAACGACGAAAGAUGCCACAUAUGUUUUUAAGGAUACAGUCCAGAAUUUUGAUUUAAAUGGAGUUAUUAGCAAGCAAAGGAAAAGGGAAAUAAAGAGGGGAAAAAGCAAAGCAACGAAAGAGCAGAAAAUAAAAAUGAAAAUAGCCAAAGAAGAAGAAAAAGUCGUGCAGUUGUAUUUCAAAGCAGUUGACAACAUUAUGUCAAGGUACAGCAAGAAAGUUAGAGAACAACAUAAGAAGGAAGAAAAGAGGAGGAAGCAAAUGGAAAAGGCGGAGAAAAAAGCUCUUAAGAUGUUGGAGAAAGAAAUAAAGAAAAGAGAGAAAGAAUGUGUAAAGAAUGAAAAAAAGAAACCGGUCCAAUCUUUAGAUGGAAAGAAAAAACAAAACGAUUUAAAGAAAAGCAAAGCAAAGAAAGUUACAGGGAAUGAUAAGGACUUUGAGAAGAAAGAGGCUCACACUGUUGAUGAUGUAGAGACUAAAGAAAUUGAUAUGAAGAAUAGAAAAGCAAAAAAAGGAGACGAAAAGGUCAUAGAUCAAAAGGAGAAAGAUUCUCAAACUAUGGAUACCAAGAAGGAGAACAUUGAUAGAAGAGAUAAAACCAUUGAUGGAAAGAAGAACACAUUUUCAGCAAACAUUCGUGCAUUUUUCCAGAUCUUUUCUUGUAACAAAGCUGUUGUUUGA
Messenger RNA from Mytilus trossulus (common blue mussel), 1315 nucleotides. RefSeq names its product DNA ligase 1-like. The record is from RefSeq and is a predicted model, not a curated record. Lineage: Eukaryota; Metazoa; Mollusca; Bivalvia; Mytilida; Mytilidae. The transcript has 6 exons. Bases 302 to 1315 code for a protein of 337 amino acids.